UUAUAUUCCGUGGUUCGUUGCCGAUUAUACAUCUUUAUUUCUUUAAGUUGCCUCUACUUUCUUCUGCUCUCAUCUUUCUCAACCACACUCUCCUACCAUAAACCCAAUUCAAUUGUCCAUAAACCGCACGCCAAAAUGAUUCCCCUAAUAAUCAACAACACCGACACCCUCCACCCCUCCUCCACAAACCAAACCACCACCUACCAAGGCGCCACCCCCUCCUACACCCUCUCCGCCAUCUCCUCCUCCGCCGCUGCCUUCCCCUCCUGGUCACGCACCGCGCCCUCCCACCGCCGCGACCUGUUGCGCGCCGUCGCAAAACUCCUCCACGAGCGCAGCGAUGAGCUCUGCGCGACGAUGAUGGCGGAAAUGCACGCGCCAGAGCUCUGGGCGAGAGCGAAUGUGCAGUUUGGUAUUGAUUUGCUGGAGGAAACGGCGGGGUUGAUUUCGGAUGCAAUGAUUGGGGGGAUUCCCGUGUCGCAGGGGGAGAGUUAUGCGAUGGUGUUUAAGGAGUCGAUGGGGGUUGUGCUGGGGAUUGCGCCGUGGAAUGCGCCGGUGAUACUGGGGUUGAGGGCUGUUGUGGCGCCGUUGGCUGCGGGCAACACCGUUCUUUUUAGGGGCUCCGAUCUAAGUCCCAAAUCGCACUACCUCCUCGCCAGCCUCUUCCGCGACGCAGGCUUCCCACCCGGCGUGCUGAACUUCCUCCUCAACCGCCCCGAAGAUGCGCCCGAGCUCUACGAACUCACAAUCAACCACCCGUCCGUGCGCAAAUGCAACUUCACCGGUUCCACGCAGGUCGGCCGGAUCAUCGCCUCCAAAGCCGCCUACGCACUUAAACCGGUUCUCCUCGAAUUGGGUGGAAAGAACUUCGCGCUUGUUCUUGAUGACGCGCGGAUCGAAGAUGCUGCCGAGGAGAUUGUAAAAGCCGCGUUCUUGAAUAACGGGCAGAUCUGCAUGUCUACGGAUCUAGUCUACGUGACUGAAGCUACCGCGCCGAAACUCGAGGCUGCCCUGCUCGACCGCUUGAAUAAGAUGACGGAUAAACCACGCCUCAUAUCCUGCACCAGUAAAUCGAAACUGACAUCGCUUCUCGAAGACGCGCGCAUCAACGGUGCAAUAAUCCACCAUCCCCCGUCCUUCCCUUCUCCUACCGAAGACCUCAACGACACCACCUUCCCCCCAACCCUCUUCACAAACCUCACCCCCUCCUCCACAUUCCACACCACCGAGUCCUUCGGCCCCCUCCUCGGCAUCGUCCGCACCCCCGACCUCACCGCAGCAAUGGACCUAAUCACAACGUCAACCUACGGCCUCUCUGCAUCAAUCUUCACAUCCUCGCAUUUCACGGCGCUGAAACUUGCUGAGAAAAUGAGGGUUGGCGCUGUGCAUGUGAACGGGAUGACGGUACAUGAUGAGCCGACGUUGCCGCAUGGGGGGGUUGGUGAGAGUGGGUAUGGGCGGUUUGGUGGGAAGUGGGGUGUGGAUGAGUUUUUGGAGGUUAGGACUGUUAUGCUGAAUCCGUGAUUUUUUUUCCCCUAGGUAUCUAGAUUGAUUGGUUUUGCGAGUAUAAAAAUAUAGUGGUCAAUUUAUUGGUUUGUGUAUUUGAAUGUUUAUUUGCAGAUGUAGGGCUUUUAUGC
Messenger RNA from Aspergillus glaucus CBS 516.65, 1637 nucleotides. RefSeq names its product putative aldehyde dehydrogenase. The transcript has 2 exons. Gene Ontology annotation, molecular function: succinate-semialdehyde dehydrogenase (NAD+) activity. The record is from RefSeq and is a predicted model, not a curated record. Bases 136 to 1524 code for a protein of 462 amino acids. NCBI's taxonomy places the organism in Eukaryota, Fungi, Ascomycota, Eurotiomycetes, Eurotiales, Aspergillaceae.